Parnassius apollo (apollo) is the source of this 894-nucleotide messenger RNA. The record is from the annotation of a GenBank genome assembly. Lineage: Eukaryota; Metazoa; Arthropoda; Insecta; Lepidoptera; Papilionidae.
AUGUCAGGAGCUAGAAGCCGUCGCUUGGUGAAGCUAGCUAUUAGUACUAGCACUGGUGUAUUCAGCGAAGAACAAGCCAGCUCAGUUAGUUGGCACAGCCUAAGUCAGGAAGACUCUACGAAAAAAAAUGUUGAAGUGACAGCUGGUGCUCAGGUACAAUCACCGUCAGCAGAAUUCAUCGUAGAACAGCAUAUUAUUAGAGAACAAGAAUGGUUUACACAUCCCUCCAAAGCCAAAAGAACGCCCGAGAUUGGGGUGAUUACGCCCUCCGGUGAGUUUGUAAUGGAAUAUACAACACAGACCCAUCCUGUAGAAACUGAAAGGCACGAUAAAAACAUGAAAAAUCAAUUAGACACUGAUUUUAGUUCAGGAUCGGAUGAAUUAUAUGCCCCACCUGAAAGUGAGAAUGACAGAGAGGUACAAGCAGAUGAUUGUGUUGGAUCAGUCAUUGAAAUUUCAAUUCAAGAUGGCCAGGUGGCUAAUGUAACGUCACAACAACAGUCGCAACCGAUAUCGGACACAGACAAAAAUAUUCCAGAUCAAGAACAACCAAAACCAAGAAAACGUAAAGGUCAAGUUAACACGAAUGCGUGGAAGAGAUUUAAAAAUGCUAAGUUAAGAUUAGAGGGAAAGUCUUAUGUUGGGUUUGGAAAACAGAAAAGUGGUAAAUACAAGCAAAAUAAAAUAAAAGAAGCUAAAUGCUUAGGUCCAAGAUGUAAUGGGCAUCCACAGCCGACAACAGUUAAAGGAGGCCCAAAACAAGAUUUCAAAUGUGAUACGAUUAGUGAGGAUGAUCGAAAGUCAAUACAUUCACACUUUUGGAAUCUGUCAUCUUGGGAGGCUAAAAAAAGUUUACGUCACUGGGUGUGUAUUGCGGGCACGUCCAAAGUAUAG